Molecule: messenger RNA, 1551 nt
Organism: Dothidotthia symphoricarpi CBS 119687
Lineage: Eukaryota; Fungi; Ascomycota; Dothideomycetes; Pleosporales; Dothidotthiaceae
Product: alpha/beta-hydrolase
Exons: 1
Coding region: 152-1288 (378 amino acids)
Source: RefSeq, a predicted model, not a curated record
CAGACUUUUGUGCAGAGCUUCCUCAUCACGGCCUUCAUUUCGGAUCUCUUCCACAUUAGGAAGACAUCGAACAAUCAAGGUCGAGGCCUUAAUUCUCCCAAAUCGCCCAACUGCGUUUCCAUCAACUCACAAUUCUUCUCAACCUGCUACAAUGUUCAUGAAACUUCUAGCGCUCUUUACGUGCAUAGUAUCUGCACAAAGCAGCUACAAUGUCGGCCUUGAAGUUGCAGCAAUCCGCACAUAUUUCUACGUUGGUGGCGGAUACAGCGACGAUGGUAACGGUGGGCAUAUCUUCAAGGACCAGAUGUACGUCGAAAAGUUAUCACCCGUUCUGACACGACACAACAAGACAGACCCAAUCGUCCUCAUCCAUGGUCAGGGUCAGACUGGUACCAAUUUUUUGAACAAGCCAGACGGAGGAAAAUCCUGGACGUCGCAGUUCCUUGAUGCCGGCCAUACUGUCUACAUUGUAGAUCAAACUUUUCGCGGAAGGUCAGCGUGGGCGCCUCGCGUCGGUGCGUCGGCGCCAUCCACAUACUCAGCCGAAACCAUACAGCAACGCUUCACCGCACCCGAGCGAUAUGAUCUAUGGCCUCAAGCCAAGCUUCAUACUCAAUGGCCCGGAACAGGCGUUAUGGGCGAUCCUAUUUUUGACGCAUUCUACUCCUCUAACGUCCAGUUCAUUUCCAACGCUACGUAUCAGCAGAAAACAGUACAGUCUGCCGGAGCACAGCUUCUGGAAUUCAUUAACAGUCCCGUGUGGUUGCUUGGUCACAGCCAAGGCGGAUUGAUGCCCUUAGUCAUCGCCGACGCCCGCCCCAAUCUCACCAAGGGCCUCAUCCUCCUCGAACCGACCGGCCCACCCUUCCAGGAAGCAGUCUUUAGUUCUGGCUCAGCCCGACAAUGGGGGUUGACAGAUAUUCCUAUGACCUACUCACCCCCUGUGAAGGACCCUCUCGUUGACCUAGUGAGACAGGUGGUACCACCACCUGUCCAAACCGUCGAUAACGCAACAAUUCCUUGCGUCUUGCAAGCAACACUUCCAGCCCCGAGACAGCUCGCCAAUCUGGCGCCUUUGCCGAUCCUUACGGUGACUGGGGAAGCCAGCUAUCACGCGCCGUAUGACUACUGUACCGUAGAGUUCUUGAAACAAGCGGGUUGCGCGAAGGCUAGUCACCUGGAGCUCAGUAAAAUUGGUAUUCAGGGGAAUGGACACAUGUCGUUCAUGGAAAAGAACAGCGAAAAGAUUUGGGGACAAGUUCAUCGAUGGAUGAAUAGUAGCGGGUAAAGAACCUUGUAUCAGGAAAACGUCUCCUGGUGAUUGAUCACAGGCUCCUUGCGGUGAUCAAUGAAAACACUAACAAUUAUAUAAUGUUACGAAUCUUUACAAGAAACUUCAAAGAGUCACAUAUUCAAGCUGUUGAUUUAGUUUAUGUUGGCUUUACGUGGUAUUACCUGCUGUUUCAAGUAAUCUUUCUCUCGUGGCACCUUGACAUAUUGGAAUGUCGUCCAGCAUUAGUUACGUUUCUUGAGAUUAACAUAAUAAGCAAA